Hyalella azteca is the source of this 1433-nucleotide messenger RNA. It is a transcript of the gene meigo, whose product is annotated as solute carrier family 35 member B1. The coding region runs from base 116 to 1078 and encodes 320 amino acids. Gene Ontology annotation, biological process: UDP-galactose transmembrane transport. Gene Ontology annotation, cellular component: Golgi membrane; endoplasmic reticulum membrane. Gene Ontology annotation, molecular function: UDP-glucose transmembrane transporter activity; UDP-galactose transmembrane transporter activity. The record is from RefSeq and is a predicted model, not a curated record. NCBI's taxonomy places the organism in Eukaryota, Metazoa, Arthropoda, Malacostraca, Amphipoda, Hyalellidae. The transcript has 9 exons.
UACAGUUGUCAGCUGGCCAUACGGCACGAAACUUCUUCCUCAUGUGAAACCAAGUCUCGUGAAAUAUUGAGCUUGUGCCUGUAUACCCUUUUUUUCUUUUGUUUAAUUAACAGAAAUGAACAGAAACUUGAAGCUUCUUCUUUAUGCCUCCGCCAUUUUUAUUCUAUACUUCUACUAUGGUAUUUUGCAAGAAAGAAUAACACGCACACAGUAUGGGGAAAACAAAGAGAAAUUCAUCUACUCACUUGCACUGGUGUUCUUUCAGUGCAUUGUUAAUGCAUUCUACGCCAAGAUGAUGUUGCAGUUUGUCUUGCAGCAGGGAGAAGAUACAACAAAGAGAAGCUACUAUGCUACGUCUGCCCUCACCUACCUCCUGGCAAUGGUGUCAUCAAAUAUGGCUCUCCAGUGGGUGCCCUACCCCACGCAGGUGGUGGGGAAAUCUUGCAAACCAAUCCCUGUAAUGAUCAUGGGUGUCAUCAUUGGGCGCAAAGUAUACAGCCUCAAGAAAUAUCUUUUCAUCGGCCUCAUAGUAAUGGGCGUGGUGCUGUUCAUAUACAAGGACCAGCAGGCGACCACUGCUGCUGCUGCUGAAGUUUCGGGUCCUGGUCUGGGAGAGCUGCUGCUGCUCCUGUCCCUCAUAAUGGACGGUCUGACGGGAGCUGUUCAGGAACGCAUGAUAUCAGAGCACAAGACCAAGUCUGGCUACAUGAUGCUCAACAUGAACGCCUGGUCUAUUGGCUAUGUUGCCUUUGCCUUGCUUGUGACUGGGGAAAUUUUUGCAUUUUGGGCGUUUGUUCAGCGCUUCCCGUUUGUGCUCUACAACAUGCUUGUGUUCAGCGUCUGCAGCGCUCUGGGACAGUUCUUCAUAUUCCUGAUGGUGAGCGACUUCGGGCCCUUGCCUUGCAGCAUCACGACCACGACACGCAAGUUCUUCACUGUACUCGGCAGCGUCCUGAUCUUCGGUAACGCGCUCACCAUACGCCAGUGGGUCGGCACUGCUGUCGUCUUUGCUGGGCUGACGCUGGAUGCAGUCUACGGCAAAGCCAGCCUCAAGACAGCCAAGCCUGUCGUCAAAUGAGCCUCUCCUCUACUGAAGUAAAAGCCUUCUACGUUGAAAUUAUUUAAACCUUCAGGCGGAAAAGAAGAAAUUGGCCCUAAUAAUGUUCUUGACAUGCAUAGACAAAAAUUUGAGACUCAAGAUGUCAAGAGACUCUCCUUUUUGACUAUUAAAACUUAAUUAUUCAUGAAGUGAUCAUAGCAUUUCGUUGUUUUUACAUGCAAUAUCGGCAAAUAAAUUAUUGAAAUUAACCCAAUUAUGAACGAACUUGCUGUCAGCUGUGGAGUUUAACAGGAAAUUUCUUGAGCCCGUUGCUAGUCUUGCUCUCAUUUUUAAUGUUUUUUGUUCCAUUGUAUUUUCAACACAUUUUCUAAGA